Messenger RNA from Aricia agestis (brown argus), 1575 nucleotides. RefSeq names its product glycerol-3-phosphate phosphatase. NCBI's taxonomy places the organism in Eukaryota, Metazoa, Arthropoda, Insecta, Lepidoptera, Lycaenidae. Gene Ontology annotation, molecular function: phosphatase activity. Bases 16 to 1032 code for a protein of 338 amino acids. The record is from RefSeq and is a predicted model, not a curated record. Gene Ontology annotation, cellular component: cytoplasm. The transcript has 5 exons.
AAUAUAUAGUUAACUAUGUUUUCAGUUAUCAAAAACUUGAAAAAUAAUUUUAAACUACUUAAUAGGUUAAACUGCACCACGGAAGUAUCACCACCGGUUUCGGUUAAAUUCGGCGUAAGAAUGUUUAAAUCAGCUGUUUAUAACUUGGAAGAGGCUUCCCCAGACAAAAUACAAGAUUUCUUAAACUCUUUUGACACAGUACUCACAGACUGUGAUGGAGUUUUGUGGAUUAAUAAUAACUCUAUACCUGGUUCGGCUGACGCAAUAAACUAUUUUAGAAAAUUAGGUAAAAAAAUAUUCUAUGUCACAAAUAACUCAACAAAGAUUCGUAGCGACUUUGCUGUUAAAGCUCAACAGAUGGGAUUCAUAGCUGAGCCUGAAGAAAUUCUUUCAACUGCAUACCUAGUAGCUCAUUACCUAAAAGGUAUUGGGUUCACAAAGAAGGUAUACCUUAUUGGUUCCAAUGGUAUUGGAGAUGAAUUGAAAGCUGUUGGCAUCAGGCAUAUUGGCAUUGGACCGGAUCCUGUGAAACCAGACUUCAAAUCAAUGACCACAUCUGACUUGGACCCAGAAGUAGGGGCUGUGGUUGUUGGUUUUGAUGAGCAUGUUAGUUACCCAAAGUUCAUGAAGGCUGCUUCCUAUCUUGCCAAAGAGGAAUGCCUCUUCAUAGCAACAAAUACAGACGAGAGGUUUCCAAAGUCCAGUUCCAUUAUUAUUCCAGGAACGGGCACAUUAGUGAGAGCCGUUGAGACUUGCUCAGAACGGAAAGCCCUAGUGCUCGGAAAACCUAAUGACUAUGUCAGGAAAUUCCUUGAAUCUUUUGGUCUUAAUCCUGCUAGGACUUUGAUGAUUGGUGACAGAUGUAACACAGACAUCGAAUUUGGGGUCCGUUGUGGCUUCCAAACUCUGCUGGUUCUGACCGGAGUUACGUCUGUCAAAGACUUGGAGAGAAUUCGCACUGAGCGAAAGCAACCGCUACCCGAUGUGGUCUUGCCGAAACUCGGCGAUAUAAUCAAGCUUACCGCUUCCUAGUACAAUUUUUAUCUCAUCUCUAAAUGCGUAAUUGGAUGCUUUAGAUGUAAUAUAAUCAGUAGACUAGUUGUUGAGAAUUUAAUUGUGGUAAAUAAUUCCAAUGUGUUAAAAAAUUAUAAUUGGUUAGAAGCUAUGUAAUAACUAGGAACAUAAUUUGGAUAAUAGUUGAACAGUUGUCGGCCUUGGUAAUGUUUAAGAUAAAAAGUAGUCAAUUGAUAGAGAAAUGUGAUAUCUUGCUAAUACUGAACAUAAUUAAAUUAUGUUCACAACGCCUCUCUGCACCCCAGUUAUAAGCCUUUAUUCAUACUAACACUCUAAACGUGGUGUUAAACAUUACUAAAAGAGUGUUUGUGAGAAUGAUUGGAAAUUUUACAAUAGCAGUACAAUAAGUAUUUGUUGCAAUAGUAUUAGAUAUGUUUUAUAUUUUUGCAUUUACGUCAAUGUUUUGUAGGUGUGAAAUUAUCAUGUUAAAUAGUGAAAUUGUGAUAUAACGUUUCUAUCUAAGAUUUAUUUUUUUAUUCUUAAUAUAACAUGUUAAGCUAU